This is a messenger RNA of Macrosteles quadrilineatus (aster leafhopper), 446 nucleotides long. RefSeq lists its product as uncharacterized. Bases 76 to 330 code for a protein of 84 amino acids. The transcript is spliced from 3 exons. The record is from RefSeq and is a predicted model, not a curated record. NCBI's taxonomy places the organism in Eukaryota, Metazoa, Arthropoda, Insecta, Hemiptera, Cicadellidae.
GUCACAUCGUAUUGCAUUUUGUCCAAACUUUUACAUUUUUCUAACGUCUACACUUCCUAGAUUUCAUCCUUCACGAUGAUUUUGGACUUCGUCCGGGACCACCCGAUCCUCUGUUUGCUCGCUGCCGGCUGCACUGCCUCGCUGGGGUACUUCUGGAUGACCAGAGAGCGCCCGCCUGCACCUGCACCACCACCACCAUCACCCGCCCCAACACCAAGCCCCUCCGUCAGCUCCUCGUCCAGCGACAGCCAAAUCUUCUACCCUGCGAACGAGGAGCUGGACGACGUUGGGCCACAGGUGCAGGUGCAGGGCCCCAGCGGGGACCAUUAAGACACACAAGCUACAGAGACACAAGCACCCACGACCAUCUAGGGUAACAGUGCAGCCGGACAGUAAGGAGGAGUGAACAAACAGGCUAAGGAAGAACCAAAGCGGGCAAAGAAGAA